AUGGAGACUCUGCAAUCCAGCGUGGGACAAGAACAGCUGAAACAGAAAGCAAUGCAAUCUUGUGUGAUGAUGAAAUGGGGACAGACGAAAUCGUGGAAAGACAGUUUUGGGGUGUGGAUUCUGAUUGAGAUAAAAAAGGACAUGCUAGGAGAAAUGCCUGGAAAUUAUUUGAGAAACCUGGACUCGGCCUUACCAGAACCCGUCCAGAAAGAAUUCAUCUGCCCUGUCUGCCUGAAUACCUUUACAGACCCAGUGACUAUAUGCUGUGGGCACAGCUUCUGUAGAUCCUUUCUCUACCUUUUCUGGGAGGCAGCUGAAAUCCCUUACCAAUGUCCUGUAUGCUGUGAACCAUCCCAGCAGAGAGAGUACAAAACCAACAUUGUUCUUAAGAAUCUAGUGUACAUUGCCAGGAAAGCCAAUCUGAGGGAAUUCUUGCUCUCUGAGGAACAGAUGUGUGGGACCCACAAAGAGACAAAGAUGAUCUUCUGUAGAGAGGAAGAGAGCCUGCUCUGUUGGCUCUGUUCUGACUCCCCAGAGCACAAGGCUCACAGACACUAUUCUAUUGAAGAGGCUAUUGAAGAACAGCGGGAAAAGCUCUCUGACGAGAUGAGAUCUUUAUGGGAAAAGAUCCAAGGAAUCCAGGAGAGUCUCAAUAAAUAUGGCAGAAUGACUGUGCCUUCGAUGGUUGGAGAAGAUGGGAAUCAAGGUCAUCUGACCAAUUGUAUGAGCUCCCUACGAGAAAUGUACAUGGAGCUGGUGGCUAUGUGCCAAAAGCCAGAUGGGGAGCUCCUCCAGGAAUUAGGAGACACUUUGGCAAGGAUGAAGAGAAAUCAGCCAAACCUACCUCCAUGUGGGCAGCCACAACUCAGGGCACGACCCAUAAUGGGGCUGGCGGACAGGCUCAACAGCUUCCUAGUCAAUGUGACAUUCAGCAGGGUAAUAACCAAUCACGAUACGAGGCUAUUUGAAGACGCGAGAAGUUUGAGGUAUGACCGUGACCAUCUGUAUGCAUCCUUGAUUCCUGGAACAUCUGACUACUUUGCAUCAUGGGGAGAACCCUGCUUUAGCAGCGGCAAACAUUACUGGGAAUUAGAGGUGAACGACUCUUGGGACUGGGCUGUGGGUCCCUCCAGGCCCCCAGGGUCCCUGCGCGUUCGCUACUCCUGGACAUCUUGCAAGGCUAAAGGAGCACAAGGUUUUUCCUCGGAGGCUCUUGAGAUCCCGAUCCUGGGGGAUGGGAGCUCUCUGGUGCCACAAGUUCCUGAGAGCGGGCGUCUGGACGCGUUGCCACUAGGGGGCAGCUCGGUUCUCUGUCCCCUGGCCUCAACCACCUGUAACCCCGCGCUGCGCGGGAGCCUCUGUGAAAUAGGGACUUCUGGGGCUGGCUCCAAGGACGCCAAAACGUCCCUGUGA
Leptonychotes weddellii (Weddell seal) is the source of this 1413-nucleotide messenger RNA. NCBI's taxonomy places the organism in Eukaryota, Metazoa, Chordata, Mammalia, Carnivora, Phocidae. The record is from RefSeq and is a predicted model, not a curated record.